UUCAACAAUCGUUCCGUUUUUCGUCACCAGGCCAACAUAUAUAAGUGAAUGUCAAUCAUCUGCCUCACAUCAACUAGAAUAAUGCUGCUGUCAACACCAAUAGUGCUGCUGGUCGUUGCUUACAUGCAACUUGCUCUGUCCAGCAACCAAAAUUCCCUCCAUGGCAUCGCCUACAUCUCCGUGACGACGGACAACAUGACGGCGUCAACGCAGUUCUACACUCAGGUUCUGGGAGGGAUGCUGGUGCCAGAGUUGACCUUCACCUUCAGCGGAGAUUCUCACUACUACCGGAUGUUCCAGAAGGAGAUCCUGGACGCCAGAACACAAGGGGUUGACCCUGCCCAGCUGGGAGUACCGGAUAUAAGGGAUAACGGUACUCACGAGGUGCAUGGUAACUUCAUCAUCUUUGACAACGGAAUCAUCCAACUAGUGGAGUAUGUGCUUAAAGCAUCAACUGACACCAUCUUUGACAUGCGUGACCGUCGCUCCUGCUCCGCCUACAUUGGAGCCCAAAUGGUAUGUUUCUGGGUCAAGGACGACGUGGAUUUUAACCACUACAUUGCUGAAAUGGAAAGAAAAUCACGUGAUCUUGGUUUAGAUCAGAUUAAGGUCAACAGACCAGUGACGGUUCACAACGAAGCUGAACGACUAGCCGUCCCUGAAAACGAGCUUGAUGUUACUUUUAACACUGGUGUCUUUGAUGGCUUAUCGAUGGCUUACUUUAAAGGGCCAUCGGGAGAGCGACUGGAACUGAACCAAAUUGUAAGACGUUACAAAUACUAUCUUGGCAGUGAGUUCUGCCGGCGGCGUGCGGUGACCACAGCCUUCUUGGACCACCACCCUGACAACAAAUGGAAGAAAGCUGCCGGAGUCAGUGGUCAGCUUUACGGGAUAUACGAGCUGGCCACAAGAACAGAUGAUCUUUUGAUGUCCAAUGACUUCUACACUCAGGUCCUUGGUGCAGACCUAGUUCCUAAACCACUGGUGGGAGUGGACUUCCGAGGAGAUGAUGUUGAAAACAUGGUGUUCCAGAAAGAGAUUCUUGAUGCAGAAUCUUGGGGAGUUGACCCGAAACAAAUAGGGGUUCCAAACAUUUCUAUGGCAGGAGAUGACAGACGUGAUCUUAAUUUUAACCUGUUUGAUAACUACGUAGUGAAGACAGUGCAGUAUACUGCAGGAAGAUCUCUGUCAGACCCCAGGUUUAAUCCCAGAUACAACUGGAGCAGUCCUGCCUACAUCAACAACAUGAAUAUGGCCUUCUUCGUUGACUCCAACGUUGAUCUGAACAACUUCCUACAGAGCGCGGAGAAAAAGGCUGCCGGGAAAAGGUUCCCUCAGUUUAAACUGAAUAGAGCAGUUGAUGUGCAGACAUUAGGAGCUAGCGUUCCUGCAGCUCAGUACAGUGAAGAGUUCACUGAUGGACCUCUGAAAGGUUUCAACUACGUGUAUGCUAAGGGUCCAGCAGGGGAACAGAUAUCCUUUGUUCAGUUCAAGGGUCCAGCGGAAGCCAAACUGAAGUCAGCCCUGUUAAAGUAUUCGGCAGUCAACACAGCCUUCAAGGAGACGAAUCCGUGGGUCAGGAAAGAAUAUGACUCGUUUUGUUCUAAAUAUUCCACUGACCCCAAUAUUGGAUAAACGGGUUUACCUUCAGAAAUAAAACUGAUUUAUCAGGUA
Messenger RNA from Haliotis rubra (blacklip abalone), 1674 nucleotides. RefSeq lists its product as uncharacterized. NCBI's taxonomy places the organism in Eukaryota, Metazoa, Mollusca, Gastropoda, Lepetellida, Haliotidae. The coding region runs from base 49 to 1635 and encodes 528 amino acids. The transcript has 2 exons. The record is from RefSeq and is a predicted model, not a curated record.